Botrytis fragariae is the source of this 1854-nucleotide messenger RNA. RefSeq lists its product as uncharacterized. Lineage: Eukaryota; Fungi; Ascomycota; Leotiomycetes; Helotiales; Sclerotiniaceae. The record is from RefSeq and is a predicted model, not a curated record. The coding region runs from base 1 to 1854 and encodes 617 amino acids. The transcript is spliced from 5 exons.
AUGACGCGUUAUGGUUUCAGUCAACGUCAGCGUGCUCGCAAGGAAGCUCGCACACUGUCCAAUCUACACAGCCCAAACGAAGUGCAGUCACCAUGCAACGAAUCGAAUGUGCCGAGUGAGUCUGUUGGUGUCGACGAGUCGGGAGGGCAAAAUAGAGUUACCGAAGACGAUCAAAACCUGCAGUCAAUAAUUAACAGCAGUCAAAACAAUGGACUAGCGUCCGACGACAAUAAUAACAUAUUAUCUCGCUCUGCAUCGCCAGUGAGUCCGACAUUAAACGAUCUGUUCAAAGUGGAAAACACUACGAAUGCGGAUGGCAUCUUAGCUGGAGAGAAUACAGCAAAGUCAAAGAAUAAUCAAGAUGCUCGGCAAAGUUCGAAAGCAAUCACGAAUCCAGUGAAGCAUACAAAUACUAUGAUUCGAGGAGGAGGAAAUGUUACAGACAAGACCAGCGGAGCCGAUGGAAAUCGCUCGACCUCGUUUCCUCUUUUAUUAAAAGCUGCAUUAGAACGUGUAGUUAGAGAUGAAGAGCUUGCGUCCGGUCGGCCCACUAAAAAUUGGGUAACUCGUUUCAAAGAUUCCCAGAAGGCAAUCAAUCCUCAUCGAAGACGAAAAUACGAGACAAAAUCUCCUAAAGGUAGCGUUAGAAAGCGUGUCUUGAAAAGGUUAGAAUAUAAAAACCUUGGGAUAGAACUAUCGUAUGCGGAGGUGAAGAGAGCAGAUUGGAAGCCACGGAAUCAUAUGACAGUAGAUUCGAGAAUCGGUAAUACGAGGAAGCCUAAGCCGGGCUGCUCUAACCUACGUUAUUGUUUGACUGAGAUAGAAGCCGAGUGGGCAGACAAAGAAAUUUCAAAACUCAAUCAACUAAUCGCAAAGGAGGAGAAUGAGAUGAGAGAAGAAGCGCGUUCGACGCGAGUUUCAAAUUCGAUUGACAGGACCCAAUCACCGAGAAACUUCCUGAUCUCAAAGUCACCAUCUUUACCGCACCAAGUACAUGUCGCAGAAACCCCAGAAUCACCACGAACAACAACUGAAUCAAACUCAUCUCAAAUGCCGGAUAUUCUUGGACAAUGGGGGAGUCUAGAAACGUACAGCAGAUUCAACUUUGAAGCUCUUCAGCAUGCGCUUAAACAAGCUCUCACUGGCAGUCAAAGAAACGACGACUGCAAAUAUGCUGAUCAAAUGGAAUCAACAGCGGAAACGGGGACGAAAGAUCAAGAGUCUGAGCUAGAAGCUGCUUUUCUGAAAGACUCCGAUGAAGAAGAUGAAGGUGCCGAAGAGGAUGGAGACGAAGACUGGGAGGAAUAUUUCGAUUGCGAAGAGAAUUUGAUCGACGAGGAUUACUUUUUGCACGACAGAGGUCUUCGAGAGGAAAUGUCUGAGUACAUAAAUGACCAGGCAGAGCGAAGUUCAGAGGAAGACGAGCCUCAGUUUGCAGCACAUCUAUUUAGCAACCCACUACAAUCACUUGACGACCAGGAAAACAAUCACGAUGCUAGUCUGCCCAAGUCAACCAAGCCAAACAAACCAUCAGAGAAGCGUUCUUCCCAAAAGCUACAAAAGCUAUCCAGAACCUGGGUCACACGCUUCCUGGCCAAAAAAGCCAAGAGCAGACGCCGCCGCAUGCCCAGGGGACCUGGUAGAUUUAUAUACCCAUCUAGCGACAAUGUUCUACUUCUACUCAUGAAUGGAAUCAACACAAAUGGGGCAAGACCAACUAGAGGAGAUACCGAGCUUUUGAGACAUCAGAGACAUCGGAAAUCAGGUCAAUAUGUUUCGUUUUCUAGUCCAUUGAGACACUGCUGGACUUAUAUAUCAUGUGAAAAAGAAGCUAGUGAAGAAGAAGCUUGUUAA